Molecule: messenger RNA, 906 nt
Organism: Strongyloides ratti
Lineage: Eukaryota; Metazoa; Nematoda; Chromadorea; Rhabditida; Strongyloididae
Product: Helicase, C-terminal domain and DNA/RNA helicase, DEAD/DEAH box type, N-terminal domain and Helicase, superfamily 1/2, ATP-binding domain and P-loop containing nucleoside triphosphate hydrolase domain-containing protein
Exons: 3
Coding region: 1-906 (301 amino acids)
Biological process (GO): maturation of SSU-rRNA
Cellular component (GO): 90S preribosome
Molecular function (GO): ATP binding; nucleic acid binding
Source: RefSeq, a predicted model, not a curated record
AUGUCUAUCACCAAAAAAAUUUUAUUGGAUCAUGUAUCCGUAAAUACAUCAAAAACUAUCUCUGCACCAAUUACAGAAGAUACUUUUGAAGAAACAGUCCUGAAAAAUGUCGAACAAAUAAAAAUCGGUUUAGAGGCGGUAUUUUUCGUUAAUAAUUUUAAAAGUCGUGCACAGUUUCUCUCUGUUUUAUGUAUAGAACGAGGAGAUAAUUUGUUUCUAUGUCUUCCGCCAGGUUCUGGUAAGACCAUUACGUUUUUGUCCACAGUAAUCGCAGAAAUUGACUGUACAUCAGUCAUCGUACUGCCUACUAUUAUACUGUGUGAACAGUAUAUGAACAUAUGUCAAAAAGCUGGAUUACCGUAUAUCGUUUUUAAUAUGAAUAUCACUGCCGCUGAAAAACGUAAAUUAAUGAAACUGUCCAUGGAUUCAUCCUCAGAAUUCAGUGAAAAUUAUAACAUUAUUUUAACAACUCCAGACAGUUUCAUUGGAGAAGAUCUAAGAUUUAUUCUUAGUAAUUUAUACAAGAAUAAAAAAUUAAAGAAAUUUAUCGUUGAUGAAGCCUAUCUCAUAUUCGAUCAAGGAUUAGGUUUCCGUCCGAACUAUCUAAAGAUGUUGAGCUAUUUUGAUACCUUACGUGAAACCCAUACAUUAAGUAAGGAAGAAAAGGAUGAAGCUAGAAGAAAAUAUGAGAGCAGUGAUAACUCAGUAUUUAUUACGACUGCUGGAAAUUUGGUAGGUGUAGACCUUCAAACUUGUUCAGUUAUCCUCCACCAUGGUCUCCUUACCAAUAUCUCCACCUACUUCCAAGAUAUUGGUCGUUUAAAUAGAGGAGGCGGUAUUGCAUUUUCAAUUUUAUACAGCACGUCAUAUGCUGUAGGAUCAUUAAAAAUAAUUCUAACCAUUUAG